Striga asiatica is the source of this 531-nucleotide messenger RNA. NCBI's taxonomy places the organism in Eukaryota, Viridiplantae, Streptophyta, Magnoliopsida, Lamiales, Orobanchaceae. The record is from the annotation of a GenBank genome assembly.
AUGAAAGAAUGUUCAUUACAAGGAAAGCAGACGAGUAACAGUUGUUUUAGGAAAGUAACCAAAAUAAGUUUGCAACUUUGCACACAUUAUAGCCACAAAACCAAAUUAGGAACCCUAAUUCAGAAAACCUCUCAGAUUCUUUCAACAUCUAUGGCCGCGCCCGGCCUUCGCAAGACGUACACUAACCGCGUAUUCCACGGCCGCAACCUGCCGAGAUGCGUGACAUAUUCGGGAAGUAGGGCGCCGCGCGUCAGAUCCGCAUCGGCACGAACAGGGACACGCGGCAUUGCCUUCUUGGUUUUCGAGGAUAUCUACGACGUCGAUUCCGCCGUCGAACACCUUUUGUGCGUCAACGUUUCCAACAGAUAUCCGAUCGUCUUUUACUACAGCAGGCGAAGAUGGGCUAGAUAUUUGACCCGAGGAAGAAGGGUCAUCUGGGAAAAGAAAAAUACGGAUAAUUUACUGCCUGCUGAAUCUCAUUUAGAGGCCUUAUCCAUUGGUGGUCCUGUUUGGAUCUGCCCUUGGGCUUGA